AUGAGUGUUUCCAGCAGACUGCUGCUGCUGGGCGCCGGCUGCGUCCCCAGCCUCUCCGUCUGGGCCCUGCCGGCUGCCGCCUUCGUCGCUGUCAUCGCCGCCUGCAUCUCUCUGCGAUACAGAGUGGUGCAGUGGCUGCUGGCCCUGGUGGUGGAGACGCGCCCCCUACACGAGGUGCUGCACGGCCACUACGUGUCGCGGCCGCAGGAGUCCGCCUCGUGGGUGCGGCUGGGCCGGCAGCGGCUGCUGCUGCUGAGGGAUCCACAACUCGCCUGGCAACUGCUGUCCGCCCACUUCCCCAGCUUCCCCGCCAGGGCGCGCACCCAAGGCUACGACGACGGGCUGUUCGCUCAGGAAGGAGAGCAGUGGAAGCGAACCCGAGGCUGCCUGACGCCUUCCUUUACGCCGUCGGCCCUUCGCUCCGCCGAGCCGCAGCUGCGCGCGCACGCCUGCCGCCUGGCCUCGCUGGCUGGCGGGUCUGCAGCCGCUGUGUCGCCGCGGCAGCUGCUGGCCUACUGCACCGACUGCGUCGCCUCGGCGCUGCUCGGUCUGCAGACGCGGACCCUCGAGGACGCGGACGGCUCCUCGCCGUUCCUGGAGGCCGUCCAGCGUGCGCACGACGCCAAGACCGACCCUGGCCGCCGCUUCGUGUUCGAAUACCUGGGUCGAGCCGCAUUCGACGCUCUGGGGCUGGGACAACUGCCCGACAAGAUUGCCAGCUUCUUCAGAUCGGUGGCUGCCGUCAGUAUCGACCACCGUAACAGCAACCCUGUGUCUUCUCACGACUUUGUACAUCUGCUUACGAAGAAGAUGAAGCUGGAGGGCGCAGAUGAUAAUGCUGUCCUACAUGAAGGUAACUACAGGAACGCACUUGCUGAUAACAUCAGAUGUGUGCACACCACGGUAUCACAUUAUUAUGACCACCACACACGUCACACAACAUAUGUCACAUAA
Messenger RNA from Schistocerca americana (American grasshopper), 954 nucleotides. RefSeq names its product probable cytochrome P450 6a20. The transcript has 3 exons. Gene Ontology annotation, molecular function: iron ion binding; monooxygenase activity; heme binding. The record is from RefSeq and is a predicted model, not a curated record. The coding region runs from base 1 to 954 and encodes 317 amino acids. Lineage: Eukaryota; Metazoa; Arthropoda; Insecta; Orthoptera; Acrididae.